Protomyces lactucae-debilis is the source of this 1887-nucleotide messenger RNA. RefSeq names its product aspartic peptidase domain-containing protein. Gene Ontology annotation, molecular function: aspartic-type endopeptidase activity. The transcript has a single exon. Bases 176 to 1825 code for a protein of 549 amino acids. Gene Ontology annotation, biological process: proteolysis. The record is from RefSeq and is a predicted model, not a curated record. NCBI's taxonomy places the organism in Eukaryota, Fungi, Ascomycota, Taphrinomycetes, Taphrinales, Protomycetaceae.
ACCACGACCACCAGCCGCUAGCUAUAAGACUCCUUCUUGGCCAGUAUCCUUGACUGGAACUCUCCUUGUCUCUGCACUUCACUGGAAUAGCGGCAUCUCGCAGCAGCAGCAGCAGCAGCAGCAGCAAGCUAGCAAACACCAUCCCCAAACAAGGCGCGUCACCGUUACACAAGCAAUGAUCGCCACACUGCUCGCCCUCGCGGCAGCCUUGUCUACAGCAGCAGCAGGGCUCUCUGCCGAUAAUGUUGUGUCCUCUCCGGAUAUGUACAUUCGUGUGCCACUCACAAAGCAAGACACCGUUCUGGGCACCACCACAGCCAUGCGCAAGCGCCAGGCGCAGCCAUUUGCAAACGGCUCACUCACCAUCACGCCGCGCUACUCCAGCUACACGGCAAACUUGACGGUCGGCUCACCAGGCCAGACGUUGCAGCUGAUUUUGGAUACCGGGUCACCCUUGACCUGGGCGAAUGCCGCCAACAUCUCCAACUUUGUCCCCGGCGAUACGCCUGCACAAGCAGCGCGUCGUGGGCAGCGCACGACCAUCUGCCAGCAAGCGAGUUGCUUCAACCCAAAUGCGUCAAGCACCAACACAGUGCCCGGCAACUCGUCCGUCUUCCAAAUCGCCUAUGUCGAUGGUACUACCUCGAUUGGCCGCGUCGUACAAGACACGGGGACGUUUCUCGGUUUGACAGACACUACGUUUGAAUUUGGCUUGGUGGAGUACAGCUACAGUCCCGGCAGUCUUGAGCCUAUUGGUGGUAUAAUUGGCAUGUCGCCACAAGCGCCCGUUCAAGGCUUCUCCUCCAUUGCCGGUGCCUUGCAACAACAAGCCGCGUCCAUCUACACACCACAGACAAUUCAGCAGCAGCUCAAAAAUGCAGGACAAAUCCUAACAGAGGCCUUCUCACUCUUCCUGGACGAUGAGUACUCUGGCGAGCUGCUCCUCAGUGGUGUUGACGCAGGCCGUUACUCUGGUCCGCUCAUCAUGGUACCUAUUGUGGACGAUGCAACAGAGCUCGGUUCUCGCUUCUCGGUCUCUCUUGCAGCAUUGGGCAUCAAUAAUUCAUCCACAACUGUUGCCCCCAGUACGGCACUUGCACCAACCCUUGAUUCCGGUACGACAUCGACCUAUAUUCCAGCCGAUUUGCUCGCUGCCAUUGCACGAGGUCUUGGGGCAAAUGUGAUUGAUACCUCGUCUGGUUCUCUCAUGGCGCUGCCUUGUACACAAACAACAAACCAAACAAUCGACUGGUACUUUGCCAACAAUGCCAAGAUCCGGAUUCCGCUCGCCGCCAUGCUCGAUGGUGUUUAUCCCUCUGCGGCUGGGUCUUCCUUUGGCUUUCCAGGCCGUCAAGUGUGUGUUGUUUCGUUGUUUGGCGUGCAACCAACUGCAGACGCAAGCUAUAUCCUCGGCGAUUCCUUCUUGCGCUCUGCCUAUGUCGUUUAUGAUGAACCCAACGGUCUCAUUGGACUUGCGCAAAGUGCGUAUGACGGCGUUUCACAGAUAAGUCCCAUUCAACCCGGUGCAUUCGGUGUGCCUGGUGCCGUGUAUAACCGCUCUUCACCAGGUGCUGCAGCUGUUGCAUCGAUUCCAUCCAUUUCAAGGACCGUUAUUCUCGGUGCAACGAGUGUUCAGCGAUCCGGUGCCGGUGGGACGGGUACCCCUGCUGCAGCUGCAGGUGGUGCAGGCUCAGCAACCACAACGAGUCGUGCGGCGGGCAUGUCGCUCUCGAAGCAAGCGCCGUUGCAGCGUCGUAUGCAUGGAUGGGAGGCAGGUCUUCUUGCUAGCUUGGUCGGUGCUGUAUGCAUGGGUCUUGCGUUAUAGACGAGGACAUUUCAUUUCUUCAUAGUUUCUGCAUGUAUCUCAUUAAAAAUCUGUCAUUGCUU